Ornithodoros turicata is the source of this 1758-nucleotide messenger RNA. Its product is annotated as zinc finger protein ZFP2-like. NCBI's taxonomy places the organism in Eukaryota, Metazoa, Arthropoda, Arachnida, Ixodida, Argasidae. Bases 1 to 1758 code for a protein of 585 amino acids. The transcript is spliced from 5 exons. The record is from RefSeq and is a predicted model, not a curated record. Gene Ontology annotation, biological process: regulation of transcription by RNA polymerase II. Gene Ontology annotation, molecular function: DNA-binding transcription factor activity, RNA polymerase II-specific; RNA polymerase II cis-regulatory region sequence-specific DNA binding.
AUGCAAGUGCGCAGGGACCAAGUACACUUGAAAAAGUGCCAGUGCAGUGCUGUUGUGUGUCCUGAACCCAGAGACCUGAAGAAGCACAUGCUAAUGCACAGAGAGGUGAAGGCUAUACGGAUGCAAUCUGUCUCCCUCGGCGCAGGAGAGAGUACUGACACGCUCCAUAUUAAGGACAAGCCCAGAGGCACUUGUGAACAAGAAUACUCAGGUUGCAGUUCUUCAUAUGCACAGUUCAAGAUCAGCACAACAAUAGUAGAACUGCAGCCCGACAGCACUGCACUAUUCACUAUGAAUGACCAACUAACUGAGCGACAUCGAAACCAGAGCAAGCCGUGUGCACUUGCAUCCACGUCGAAAACCAGUCUCGAAUGCCACAUGUUUUCACACUGUCACAAUGAGUCUGAAAAGUGUUCCACUCCUCCAACGAAUAUUCAGAUGGGAGAGAAGGGUUCUGGGUGUAACAUCUAUCCCGCUGCAUUCUCGUGGUAUGGAAGUGACAAGAACCAUGUGGUGAAGCAUACUGACAAGAGGCCACACAAGAGUGAUGUCUGUCCUGCAGAGUUCAGCCUGAGCGGGAACAUACAGCAGCACAAGCGGACAGAUUCAUGCAAGAAGCCACACAAGUGUGAUGAGUGCCCUGCACAGUUCAGCCGGAGUGCUCAUCUGCAGCAGCACAAGAGGAUACACACAGGCGAUAAGCCAUACAAGUGCGAUGUCUGCCAUGCAGAGUUCAGCCUGAGAGGGAACCUACAGCAGCACAAGCGGACACACACGGGUGAGAAGCCAUACAAGUGCCAUGUCUGCCACACAGAGUUCAGCCUGAGAGGGAACCUACAGCAGCACAAGCGGACACACACGGGAGCAAGAGAAAGCACCGGUACGCUCCAUAUUAAGGACAAGCCCAGAGGCACUCGUGAUCAAGUAUCUCCAGGUUGCACUUUCUCCAAUGCGCGGUUCGAGAUCAGCAGAGCAACAGUUGAAGCUCGAUUAAACAACACUGCAGUAGUCACUAUGGAAGAUCCAGCCACGGAACGACCUCCAGAAAAGAGCAAGUCAUGUGGACUUGCGUGCACGUCCAAAGCCAGACUUCAACACCACAUGUUUGCACACUGUCUCAAUGAGUCUGAAAAGUGUCCUGCUACUCCUCCACCAAAUGUUCAGAUGGGAGAGGAGGAGUUCAUCCAGGGCACGCACCUGCAGCGCCACAAGAUGAUGCACACUGGCGAGAAUCCAUGGAAGUGCGAUCUCUGUCCUGCACAGUUCAACCGGAAUGCGCAUCUACGGCUUCACAAGCGGACACACAAUGGGGAGAAGCCAUACAAGUGUGACGUCUGCCCUGCAAAGUUCCGCCGGAGCAGUGACAUGCAGCGCCAUAAGAGGACACGCACCGGUGAGAAGCCAUACAAGUGCGAUGUCUGUCCUGCAAAGUUCAGCCGGAGCAGUUCAGACAGAGCAAGCACCUACAGCAUCACAAGCGGACACACAUGGGGGAGCAGCCAUAAAAGUGGGACCUCUGUCCCGCAGAAUUCAGCCACAGCGUGGGACGAGAAGUCAUACAGGAGCACUCUCUGUCUUGCAAACUCGAGGCACAUCACGAACCUGCAGCUUUAUAGGCGGACGUCCAUGGGCGUGAAGCCACAGAAAUGCAACCUCUGUCCUGCUGGGUUCAGCCACAGUACAAACACACACUAUCCAGAGAACAAGCUGCCAGCAGAGCGUCAGUUUCCUCAGCGAGAGCGUGAACCUCAAGCCUGA